Messenger RNA from Pseudozyma hubeiensis SY62, 2253 nucleotides. RefSeq lists its product as hypothetical. Bases 1 to 2253 code for a protein of 750 amino acids. Gene Ontology annotation, biological process: coenzyme A biosynthetic process. The record is from RefSeq and is a predicted model, not a curated record. NCBI's taxonomy places the organism in Eukaryota, Fungi, Basidiomycota, Ustilaginomycetes, Ustilaginales, Ustilaginaceae. Gene Ontology annotation, molecular function: ATP binding; pantothenate kinase activity. The transcript has a single exon. Gene Ontology annotation, cellular component: nucleus; cytosol.
AUGGAGGACGGUGCCUCGAGCCCGGAUCAGCGAGACAGCCGCGACAUCUACCUACCCAACCACAUCGAGGCGGUAUCUCACAUUGCAGUCGAUGUCGGAGGCUCGCUCGCAAAAGUCGUCUACUUUACCCGCUCGCGCACCAGCGAGUCCAUGCCAUCGUCACCCACCAUCGGCUCGCCAGUCCAUCCGAAUGCGCCGCUUCCGCCUCUCGCCGGCUCCUCCUCGACGCCCAACACACUGUCUCCUAAGGCCAGCACGUCUAGCUUUCGCUCACGGCAGCCCUCCGCCAAUGGCGCUCUCCCCAGCGGUUUCCGCACACCCCCUUCUCAGCACGAUCAUCCCAUCGCCUCCGGCACUUUGACCCCCACAGCCAUUCUCAAUUCUCCACAGAUCAGCUCAGCCUCCGCUUCAGCUAUUCACUCGACGCUUCUCAAGCGCCGUUCUCUCCCGGCAGCACUACCCGGUGGCAGGCUCAACUUUAUCAAGUUCGAAACCAGCGACAUCGACAAUUGCAUCUCUUUCCUACGCGAGCUCAUCGAACGUUCGGCUGCAGCCAACGGUGUUUCAAUAGAAGACAUGCGCAAAGGUGUCAAGCUCAUGGCGACAGGCGGAGGCGCGCAUCUUAUGUACGACCUGUUCGAGCAGGAGCUUGGCAUAGAGGUCAACAAAGAAGAUGAGAUGGGUUGCUUGAUCACCGGUCUCAACUUUAUCACCCUUAUACCAGACGAAGUCUUCUGGUACUCGGACGAGCUCGUAGCAGCAUUGCAUUCGCCGCUGCCCCAGAAUCCAGAAGCACGAGCAGAUGCGCAGGCGUUGCGAUCUUCUGUGCCACUUCAGCAUCCGCUACCCCGCCCUUCACCGAAUCCGCCGCUCUACGCACCUGUUUUUGACUCGCAUCCUUCGCCAAAGCUUCCCUGUCUGCUCGUCAACAUCGGCUCGGGUGUCUCGAUCAUCAAGGUCGACGACUUUGGCAAGUUUGAGAGGGUCUCGGGUACUUCUCUCGGAGGGGGCACCCUGUGGGGUCUCCUCUCGUUGCUGACCGAGGCAGAAAGCUUCGAUGAGAUGCUCGAGCUCUCGGAGCAAGGCGACAACGCAAAUGUCGACAUGCUCGUUGGUGACAUUUACGGAUCUGUCGGCCUCAACCAUCUCGGCCUCAAGAGUUCCACCAUCGCUUCCUCAUUCGGUAAAGUUUUCCGCAAGGAUCCAAGCUCGUCUGCGCCACGAAAUGCGGGAGAGCGCCGAAAGAAGUUCAAGUCCGAGGACAUUUGCAAGUCUCUCCUGUACGCCAUCUCGAACAACAUCGGCCAGAUCGCAUACAUGAAUGCCGAAAAGUACAACCUCGACCGUAUCUAUUUCGGAGGUUGUUUCAUCCGCGGUCACCAGGCCACCAUCAGCACCCUCUCGUAUGCCAUCCGAUUCUGGAGCAAAGGGACCAAGCGUGCCUUCUUCCUGCGCCACGAAGGCUACCUCGGCGCCAUCGGCGCGUGGAUCAAACACGUCUCGCAGGAUCCCGCCUCUUCUGCGUCCAACCUGCGUGCCGUUGCGCAAGCUAUGGGCGCUGGCAUAUACGGUACAGGGGCAGCAGGUCGAUCGACACCCUCGGUACCUUCGGGCUUGGGUCGCUCUGUGUCGCCGGCAUCGUCCUCGGAUGAGCCGGUCAAUUGGGCACAGAUCCAGGAAGCAGCACUGCAGCCACCGGUUCUCAACGGCGAUGGAUUGCCCGAGCCAGCUGUUACAAAGGGAUCAGCGGUACUCACGAAUCCUCUCUUGGCGCAUCUGCAGAAUGACGAGGCCGCCUCCCAACCAGCAGACAACAAGACGCCGACACAAGAAUCGACGCAGCAAGAGAAGCAGCUGGGCACUCAGGAAUCGGAUCUUGACUUUCUCAACGGUCUGAUGUCUCAACAGAGCCAAUCUACGCUGUCGCAUUCGCAUCAAGCAAAUGGCCUCGUCGAUCCGGAGGAGCCAGACGAGGAGGAUGAUACACUUGGCAAGGACGAAGCAGCCCAACUCAACGAGAUCCUCACAUCGCUCAAAUCACUUCAGAUACCCACGAGCGAUGGUGCGGAUCCGGCGGUGGCGCAGUCGGAGCGCAAUGAGAUCCUGAGCCUGCUAGCCAAUCUCGAACAGACGGAGCACGUGGUGGGUGGAUUAGAGGGCAAGCUCGACAGUCUGCUCUCGUCGCUCGAUUCGUUGAUUGCCAACCAAGAGGCUCAGGAGUUGGCUCAGCAGGCUGUCAACCGCGCAAGCUAG